Messenger RNA from Caenorhabditis auriculariae, 1776 nucleotides. The record is from the annotation of a GenBank genome assembly. Lineage: Eukaryota; Metazoa; Nematoda; Chromadorea; Rhabditida; Rhabditidae.
AUGCCUCCUCAUUCCAAAGACAAGAAGAACUUCGGCUUCACAAAAGAGGCGGAGCCAAUGGACCGCGGACCAGCCACGCAGCACGAUCCUCCUUCGAGACGGAGCGGACGCCGUCCAGAUCCCUCGUCUCUAGCCCUAUCCUUACUGUUCCCUUUUCCGCCAUAAAUUUCUAUUUAUUCGUUGGAUCAAUGAGCUUGUCGUAAUAAGCAACUUCAUAAAAAUUAGUCCGUCUUGCAAUGAUUCGAUGCUGAGAAAUUAAAUUUGAGUGUUCUACAAAAAAAAAAAACGAUGCAAGGUUUUAAUAAUGUAUAAAACCAAACCAGGCCGAUCAUAGAUAACGGUAAAUCCCUCGGAGCAUGUUUUACGCUUUACUUUACGGUGUAAUGUUGCACGAGGCCUCAAAACUCAUUUUUCUUAAAUCUACAACGCUUUUUGCUACUUUCACCUCGAAGCAAGGUUCAAAAAUAAUAUUUGCCUUGUCUUUAUAGAAAAAAAUUUUCACGAGGUUUCCAGUUAUCUUUACCUUUUUCAACAGCUUUAAGUUGAAACUCCCAACAAAAAAUAAUAAGCUAAAAUUUUCAACUUUUUAUAUCCAAUUUUUACCUUGAAGUGUUUUUCCGUACUACAGAACCGUCAGAAAAGAUACAAAAAAACGGGAUUUCAGUCAAAACUUUCUUGUAAGAAGUUCCACCUUCCUGAAACUUUUAAAAGUUGUGACGGUUAUUUUUAACACUUUGAUGGAUUUUCAGUUCCUAGAAUAAAAAAGCAGUUUCAGAAACCUUCAGACUGACCAGACCCUCUGCUUCUGCACGAUCUCUUACCAUAUCCUACGCAGUUAUUUCAAAAGUUCUAACUGUAAAGCUUCCAGAACUCGCCGUCUAAAACCUGUAAAAGCCAGCCAAAACGGGGCCAGCAACAACAUCAGAUCUGGCGGCGGACGCGCUGCUGUCUAUCUCUCUAUCCCUUGUUUUAUUUUUUAACUUCAUCCAACAGUUGGAUUCCAACUACUCUUCCUCCGGCGACCACUGUGCCCCAAGACUUAUCCCAGCCUAUUCCGCUCGCGACGUCGCGAACGUUUGGACAGAGCAAAAAUAUUCGACGCCAAGAACCUUAAGCAUGCCGUGAUCCUAGACCUGAUAAUGACGCACCAAAUCGUUCAGAUGAUAACAGAAGGUCGAAGCGACCACAUCACAAAACUCGAGAAAGAGAUCAGGAAGGUCUCUUUAAAGGUUCCAUCGGCCUUGGGUGGCGGAAUGCGAGCGUCGUCGAAAGAAAUUUAUUCGUUUCCAACGAGUAUGAUCCCAAAAGAAUUCAUCCGGAGCGGAUUCACCCGCGAUUACUGGGAGAAGACGAGAAACCAACCACGGAAACUUUUUUCAGAAAUCCCGCUUGGAGCAGCUUCCAGACCAAACCGGGAGAGGGUUCGACGAAAUGUUCAAUGAUGAUGACGACGAUGACUGGGGUUCAUGAUGAAAAGUAGAAAAUGACACCAUGGAGAGUCCUGGGCGUGGAAUCGGCAUAUGACCCGAAAAAAGGCCAUCAUGCUUCUUCGAAGACACAAAGUCAAAACAUCGUCAAAACGAACUCUGCGGUCAAACAUGACCCCAUCAACAGGACGCCAGGAUGAUUCUUCUCGGACACGAAACCAAUACUCGUCUUGCACGACGAAAAAACUUCGCUCCGCCUAGCAACCAAUACAACCCAAGGAACAAACCGCCUUCUCUUUUUGAUCGCUCUGACCCGGUGACCAUCCUUGGCAAACCCUCUACGACCUGA